AUGCCUCCACCACGCCCCCUUCCACUCCUUGGCCCACGGGAAGCUGGCCUUCUUGACGCACUCGCCCAUGCGCCUUCCGUCCACGACGCGCUCAACGCGCUCGAUGAAUAUGCCUGGCGUGCCCUUGCAGGUGGUACACGCGUUCGCGACCUCUGUGCAGCCGCCAACCGGGCGGUUCACUCGGCACCCCCAAGCUGUGUCCGCUUAGCACUCAACAACGUCGCUACCGGCCUGCUCUUCCCCUUUGCCCUCCCUGCCAACGCGCCCACAGCCGACGCAGCAGCAUACUCCCUCCCGCCCAGCACCCUUGCGCACCUCUCACGCCGACAACUCGUCGACGCCCUCUCCCGCAUCGCUCGCGAGCGCGAAGAUGGCACCACCGAAGCUCGAGUCCUCGAGCUCGUCCUCGAGUACGUCGGCCGUCGCUGGCGCUCGGGCGACGCCGACGUCAUCGAGUCCAUUGCCAGGAAACUCGUCGAAGUCGAAGCAGAAGUCCAAGUCCACUGCGACACCCGGUCCGUGCUCCCCACCCUUCAAGCGUUCCGCUUCAGGCUUGGCCUCGUUUCGGAGCAGCACCUCGUGGCCAGACUCAAUGUUGGCCCAGCAGCCUUUGGUCGUCCCUUUGUGGCUACCGACCUCAUUUCAGUCUGGGCGACGCGUCGCCUGUGCGCGGGCAUGAACCCUGCUGACCUCGCUACCGAGCUUCACUUGAUGUGUGAGCACCUCGUACUUGAACCCCACCGCGACGCCGUGGACAAAGUUUUGGCAUCUCUUGCACUCAACAGUCGUUCUCUUUACACAUUGUUCGAGUCUGCACCUCGUCCACGCACUCGGACUCUCUCGCGUCUCUCGUUCCACUCCAGCAAGCGCAAGACCUUGUCCACUCCUCCUUGGUCUCUCCACCGCGACCUGAGCGUGUCCAAGCUGCAGCCGCACAGCAACACCAACCUCGACAACAACCAGCGCCGUCCCUCGUUGCCAACACACCUGGCGCCCGCCGAGUCACCAAGGCAACGCUUGGGGUCACCGCUGGCAGCUGGCGCACGCACCCCGUCCAGCGACUCUUCGGCCUCGCCAUGCACCACACCCACUGCCACUGGAGCGUCAACACCUCGUCUCGGCACUUUGGGUGCUCUUGGAAUGAGCCUUACCAGCUUGUCCACUACGACUUUUAGCCACCUGGGCAUGAAGACCAACACCAUGUCCACCAACGCUCUCGGCCUCGCCGAUGCUGGUGAUGUCCGCAGCGCAGUGGUCGACCACCUGCUCGGUCUCCGCUACCGUCUCGGUGCCGAUGCCGACGGGUGGUGGCUCGGCGGUGGCAAGGACAAGGCUGCCGACUUUCUCCACAGCCUCGAGUCCAAGGGCGAGAUGAAGGAGAUGGUCGCCGACUUGCGCCGCGUGUUUGGUAUCGCUGGUCCUGUGCCUCCUCCAAAGACCCCUCCAAAGGCUACGUCACCCAUCGCAAUCACCUCGUCCAGGCAGGCGGGCCCCUCUCACCAGCGUGACCAAUCGUUUGACCUGGACCAAUACCUCGACGACAUUGGCCCCCAAGGCGACGAGAACAGUCCGUCCCGCGCUCGCCAGGCAAGGGGUCAAUACCGCGCCUCGGUCGCGUCAAUGUCGACCAUUGCCAGCUCGUCGGCUUCUUCCACCGCCUCGUCGCCUCGCCGCCAGUCGGUUGUGGUCGACUUUACAAUUGAAAAGGCCACUCGUCUGCCUGUCCCGCUCACGGCCGUCCAGUACCGGUUCCCGCAGGGUCAGGACGAUGACGCCUCGGUUUACUCUCACGACAGCACACUCGAGGACCUCCCCACAUUCUCGCGCAUCUCAUCAAAAUCCAUGCCCAACGUGCGGGACACGUACACCCAGUUUCCUUCUCCUAGCCCACGACGUCUGCGCCGACUGACCCAAGAGGACUCUGUCACCACCGCCACACCCGUCAAGGGCAGCAACACCAACAACAGGCAACCCGGAACCGAGUUUCCCUCUCACAUUACUCCUCCACUGUCGCCUGCAGAGUCGGACUAUGACUCCUUCACCGGCGGCGAGUCCAUGUCGUCGCCCACGAUCUCGGACCAGAGCCACCAGAUCACGCUCACGUCCUCGCCUGGCAGUGGCAGUGAGGAGCUUGGUCGCUCUCGCCGUGCCAUGUUCCGCAACUGCGUCAUUGUCGACGGCGCCCAGCUCAGCCCUUGUGGCGACCGCUUCCCAGACCAAACGGACGGUACUCCACUCACCGCUGUUCUCUCGCUCUUUACGUCGGAUGAGCUACCCAAGCACCCAGAAGACGUCGAGCAGCUGCUCACCAUGGCCGUCGACCUCGAGGCCCAGCGAUCCAUUUCACGUGGCGAGGCGUUUGACGCCGAGGCGCGUGCGCGCGUCGCUUGGCUCCUGGAGCAGGUCGCCCGAGAGCCAGAACUGAUUGCCGCCGUCGGCCGUGUUUUACAACGUCUUUCGGGCGACAGCCUCCUGACUCCCAAGACGCCCGAGGUCGUUCGCAACGGCGUGCCGAACCGCUCACCUCGCGGCCGCCGCGACCUCACCAUCACUGUGCCGCCUCGCAGGCCACCACCUGGACUGGCGCUCUCGAACCCUUCGUCUCCAGCCCCUUCUACAGGUCACACCCUCGUCUUUCCUCAGUCACGCUUCUCGCUCGACUCACUCUCAAGUACGAGUUCCUUUGGCACCUUUGGUUUCGACAAGCGACGUCUUGUGCCUCGCGCACAGUCUGAAGAGGACCACGAGAAUGACGUCCCCACUCCGAGACCGUCACCUCCGCCAAAGGAUGCACCUUGGUCUCGCGCUGCUGAGACGUGCACCCAGAGCCUGUCGCGCCGCGACGCCAUUGUGCGGCGCUCACCCCAGCCCCAGGCGCCUGCUACCCCCGAGUCGCCGGCAAUGCCGCUGUACCACACCCCACAGGUGCAGUUCCCCAUCCCAUCACCCGCACCGGGACCCAGUGCCCGCGACUCCACCGUCCGCGGCACCGCACCUCUCAACAUCAACCCUGCCCUCCUCCGUGGCCCUACGGCGCCGCUCAACAUCACCCCGCGUACCACGCCUCGUACCACCCCUCGCUCCACUCCGCACACGACACCGCGUACUGUCAUCCGCGACUUUCCCUCCAUCAACGCCCUGUAA
This is a messenger RNA of Apiotrichum porosum, 3144 nucleotides long. RefSeq lists its product as uncharacterized. Bases 1 to 3144 code for a protein of 1047 amino acids. The transcript is spliced from 4 exons. NCBI's taxonomy places the organism in Eukaryota, Fungi, Basidiomycota, Tremellomycetes, Trichosporonales, Trichosporonaceae. The record is from RefSeq and is a predicted model, not a curated record.